GGGAUUGGCAGAGAGGGGUGGAGGACACUGAGUGGAGGCCAGUGGAGGGAUUGGCAGAGGGGGGUGGAGGACACUGAAUGGAGACCAGUGGAGGGUGAUUGGGAGGGGGGGAGGACACUGAGUGGAGGCCAGUGGCAGGGAGGGGGGGUGGAGGACACUGAGUGGCCAGUGGAGGGAUUGGCAGAGGGGGGUGGAGGACACUGAAUGGAGGCCAGUGGAGGGAUUGGCAGAGGGGGUGGAGGGCACUGAGUGGAGGCCAGUGGAGGGAUUGGCAGAGGGGGGUGGAGGACACUGAAUGGAAGCCAGUGGAGGGAUUGGCAGAGGGGGGUGGAGGACACUGAAUGGAGGCCAGUGGAGGGAUUGGCAGAGGGGGGUGGCGGAAACGGAGCGGCAGGCCAGUGAGGAGGGAGUUGCAGUAGUCGAGUCGUGGAGUCUGCAUGUUGCAGAGGUGGAGUCUGCAUGUUGCAGAGUGGG
This is a messenger RNA of Staurois parvus, 474 nucleotides long. The record is from the annotation of a GenBank genome assembly. NCBI's taxonomy places the organism in Eukaryota, Metazoa, Chordata, Amphibia, Anura, Ranidae.